This is a messenger RNA of Saccostrea cuccullata (small rock oyster), 7640 nucleotides long. RefSeq lists its product as uncharacterized. The record is from RefSeq and is a predicted model, not a curated record. Gene Ontology annotation, molecular function: protein binding. Lineage: Eukaryota; Metazoa; Mollusca; Bivalvia; Ostreida; Ostreidae. The transcript is spliced from 17 exons. Bases 1092 to 7640 code for a protein of 2182 amino acids.
CAAAAGAGAGGCGUGUCUGAGGAGUGUCGAGAGGGGUGUAGCUAUGAGGAGGUCGACGAAGUGUUUCAUUGGUCAUACGUGUGUACAUACAUGGAGAAUUACAAGUGUGGCAGAAUGUAUUGUCCACCUGGAACCAUAUGUAAGCCUACCAAUUAUGGACAUUGUGGACAUCUCAACAAUGUUGUUGUGGAAUGCAAAGAUAUCGAUGAGUGUGCCAGCAAUCCAUGCCAAAAUUUAGGAACCUGUCACAACUUGCUGAAUGCCUUCCGGUGCUCAUGUCCACCUAAUUACUAUGGAACUCUGUGUGAAUGCAUGAACCCACCUUUGCCCUCCUUUGACUGUAAUUGUGAGAACUGUAAACUUGGAUCUGUAGCAGGAAAGAGCUUGUGUCCGUAUAUCGACAUCUUGUUUUUAAUUGAUGAUUCUGAAAGCAUGUACUUAGAGGGUUUUCAAUACGCUCAAAACGUAAUCAUAAAACUCAUAGAUUGCUUCAACAUUGGACUUAACGAUAUACAAGUAGCACUUAUGACUCAUAGUUCGUCAACGAGAAUUGUUUUUGAUUUUAACUCGUAUUUGACUAAAACAGAUAUCAAAGAUGCAGUUUUAAAAACAUCAUAUAGAGGUGAUACAAACACUUAUUAUAGUAACACUCUCGAUCAAGUCAGAACAUUUUUGACAUCUAAUUCGAACAAAAGGCGCCAUGCAAUGAACAUAGUUGUGGCAAUGACAGAUGGAAAACAACAAAUAAUUUUUUGACCAAUGCACAAAAUCUUCACAAUUCUGGGACGUAUGUAUUCGCAUUUGGAAUUGGUGGUGAUUCUUCACAACUUCAACCAAUCCUGGAAACUCUUGCCAGCAAUCCAAACUCCGAAUUCAUAGCCAAUGAUUUCCUUGAUUUACACAGAAAACUAUCGGACUUUACAAAUAACUUAUGCAUAGGGGAAGUGCAUCCAGAUAUCCUGACAUGCGAAUUAAGAGUAUCAGACAAUUUUGGCCAAAUAAGCCAAUCCCCAUCGAUUGGUCCUUCCACUUGUUCAAAUCAGCAAGACUUCUACGGAAAACAUCAAGUUGAUAGCGUGACUGGUCAUCUAAUGAUCGAUGCCAAACACGUCCAAUACAAACAUAACGUGACAGUUGAUGAUUUUGGAUUCGGAAUUGUUGAAGUGUACUUAGACUUCAUAAAACAGACUGCAGCAGGAACUGAACAAAUUUUAAAAUCUUCUACUUUACGAAAUUUUACGGUAAAGAAUAUCCCCCCUUUGUUCUCCAUUGAAGUUAAUGAAACAAACAGCGAAGCACUUCACAACGGAAACAGAUUUUGUUUAAAAUAUAGAGCUUACGCGGGUGGAUAUGUAGUGUACAGAUCUCAUACGUAUAUAUAUGGUAAAACGGAAGCUGACAGAAUGCUUUGCUAUUUCUUUGAUAACCUGGCGCCAAAGCAUUGCUCAGAUCUCAUCGCAUGCAAUAGUACACCCCUUAACAUUUCAAAGGAAGUAACAAAUUCCUCGGAACUCUCUGUUACAUUCCUUGGAUGGAAAGAUUAUGAUUUUGCAGGGGCUAAAACAAUUUAUGCAUCAGGAAUACAACAUUUUGAAAUAUUCUUGCACGAGAUGGAAUACGAUGGAUUAAAGUUGAAAGCAAAACAUUCAUCUGUUUUAGGCAAAAUACAAUGCUCUAAUUGUACGUCCUUCAGCAUUCAUAUACCAGCAACGUCCAAUCCAAUGCUAUAUUCUGUGGUGCUGGAAGUUGUCGAUAUUGCUCUUAAUUCUCGUCAAGCAAGACGUUUUGUUUUGUUUGAUAAUUCAUCAAAAAUCUUAUCUCAUUCAAACAAAGCUUUGAGUGUAAUUUCAGCAUCGGUCGCGACAGGUUAUGUCUGGCAAACGAAUCAUCGAACUCUCUGUUACGAUUGGACUGGAAAGUACUAUAAUGAUAAGUAUGUUCAUUACAAUCCAAUGAGUCCGAUUGAUCCUGGUGUACACAAUACUUUUUCAGGUAUUUAUGAGCAAACUUCAGGACACUUUCGUCCUUCUGGAACUCCAAACGUAAGAGGGAUAACCCAUUUUAAGUACAAGGUAGCGAAAAGAUCUGAUGGUCAGUUCUCAGUGCUUUCGACUGACCAAAUGAUUCCAAAUAUUUUAAACGAAGGCGUCUGUGUGAAUAUUUCUAAUUUGAAAGAUGGGGAUGAGGUGUAUUUUGAACUUUCAAUGGGUGAUGUUGUAGAAAACGAAUUGUCUGAUAAUGUCACAGUAUUUAUUGACGAAUCUCCGCCUGUAAUAAGAAAUGUCUGGCUAAUUCGAGAUGAACAGGAAAUGAUUUAUGUUCAUAAUCAGACGGAUAUAUCAAAAAUGAACUUAACCUUUCAAACAUUUGACAUCCAUAGCGGAUUGGAUCAUAUUUCUUGGACAGCUGGUUGGACGGAAAAUCAAGAACAUUUUGCAAACAAGAUUCUUGGGGUGAAGCCAAUUCAGGCAUGUGAUAAUGGAUCACAUUGUUACUGUACACCGUUUGGAUAUUGUGCCAGAUACAAUUUUUCGUUGGAUUUGAACUCUCUUGUUAUGAAUAAUACCCAUAUAGGACAGCAUCAUCGCAAUUAUACUUUCGAAAUUAUGGUAACAAAUAAGGCAAAGCUACAAUCAAAAAGAUCAGUGGUCAUUUUAAUUGAUGAAUCUGCACCUGAACUCGGAGUUAUUCAAGAAGGGGAAUCCAGUAAACCUGAUUUGGAUUUCACAGCGACAGAAAAUAUCACAAUCAGUUGGAAAGGCUUCCUUGAUCAUGAAAGUGGGAUACGAUUCUACAGAAUAGCAGUCUCCAACUCAUGCAUUCCAAAGUCGGUCAUGCUACAAAAAGACCUACAAGUAUCUUUCUUUGAAACGUCUGAAACUUCUCUUCGAGCUACAUUGCCAAAUGUUGGAAAAUACUUUGCAUCUAUCGUUGCAUUUAAUAAUGCAUUGGAAUCAUCUGAAGUAGCAUGCAGUGAUGGCAUAGUUUUCGAUGAAACACCGCCAACAAUCAGAGCUGUAACCGUAGAAAACCUAAAUAUGUACCCAAAAUAUGCAUGUGGAAAAGAUAAUAAUGUAUGGCUCAUAACAGAAUCGAUCAAGAAGAUUAAAACCAAUUGUACAUGUACAACUUUGGCAAACAACGUUUUGGACAUCAUUCCAGUAGAUGAAAAAGUCAAUUAUACGAUCGACUGUUCUGGAAAUAUUACAACAAAUGAACCUUUACAUUUUUAUCUCAAUAACGACCGGAUAUAUAUAAACUGGAGUAUUCUUGAUGAUGAAAGUUCUGUACAUGAAGUUUAUGUUGGGUUCGGGUCAUCCUUACUAAACAGUGAAACACCGGACAUAAUAGGAUAUACAAAAUCUUCUCAUAAAACUUUCUAUCACAAACGACAUCUAGGUCUUCAUAUAAAUAAUUACUUUUAUAUAUUCAUAAAAGCUGAAAAUAAUGCUCUGAUGGAAACUGUUGUGCAUAUAGGACCCGUUUUAAUUGACGAAACACCACCUACAUGCUUUAAGAAACCAGAGGUCGUAAUAUCUGAUGGAUUUGUAACAGUGUACUGGAAUUCAAGCUUUUUCUUUGAUGUAAACCAGAUUGAAACAGUAAAGAAAAUCUUCUACAGAUUGGGAACAAAGAGUCAAAUGGUCUCAACAUUUUCAAAAUGGGAAGAACAACUUUCAACUUCAUGUCCAAAGAGUUACGAAUGUCUUAGUUUAAAUCUAGAGGACGUACAGACAAUCUUUUCUGAUACCCAUGAAGAUUUUAUUUUUGACUUCCAUGUCUACAAUGCUGCAGGGUUGUUUUGUGAGAUACAGUCUGUGCAUUUCAAUAUUCCAUUUAAUUCUCAAACAUUUUACGGAAAACUGUACGAUUUAAACCCUUUACUUGCAGGAAAUUUAACGCUGAAAAAUAUGCAGGACAGCAAUUUUACAUUUUCAAACAGUUCUUUCUGUGUUGGAUACCAUGGCACUUUUCCACAAUCUGAUGCAGUGUAUGAAUUUGCUGUUAAUUCAAAUACAUCUCAACUGAUGUACGAUAAAGGAAAUAUUACUGUAAUAGAUCAAUCUCUUUUCACGUAUUGUAAUUUUAACAUACCGUUAGAAUUCUUUAAGCAAUACACUAUAGCGAUGAAAAUGACCUCUUUGUAUGGAGUCCUUGAGACAAAAACAAAUGGAUUUAUUAGUAUUGACCAGAGUGACUCCUCAUUAAAUCUGACAGUUCAAGAUGGAAAGGGUUGUGAUGAGACAACCGUUAUAACACGGAUCUCUAAUACCGAAUUUAUAAAUAAUACAGUUUACAUUCAUCCCAAAUUAACAAUUGGACACCACUAUACACUAUUUGUUAUUUCCAAUGACUUCAAUUAUAACAUAUCAAGUAAGGAUGUAAUAAUAUCUUCUGUUACGACAUUCAAGGAUUUUAUAUCGUUUAUUCCAAUGGAGGAGCAUCCUUCUUUCAUCAUCGAAGGACUUUCGGAAAAUAUGAAUUUGUCUGAGCUUAUACUCCAUAAAUGUAUAAAAGAUCUCGAACUCGUACAAAACAUGGAUAAGAUAUCAGCAAAUUGGAAGGUGCAUGGACCAAGCUCCAAAUUCAUAACAAGUUAUGGAAUAGCUGUUCAUUACUCUUGUUCAUUACAGAAAAAUUGCAAUGAAACAAUUUUAUUUAGAAGAAACGUUGAAAAAACAUUUUCGUCAUCAAUUCUUACUGGUCCUUUGAGAGACGGCUUUUAUCAAGUAUCGAUAAAACCAUGUUUUGGAGAUAUCUGUUCUAAAUCAUGGAAGUCCAAUGGAUUCUAUAUAGAAAAGUUUGACAUGAAUAUAGGACGUCUGUCUGCAUCACUUGACUUGUUGGAUAAUGAAUGUCCUGUAGUUAAUAUCAAAUUUCAGAGGUUUGUUUGUAGUGCAAAGGUGAAGAAAUAUGCAGUUUUCUAUAAAUGGGCUUUCUUUGGGGACAACAAAGGAGAAAAACAACUAACAACAUAUAAAUCUGUGAAUGCCGCAGUUAAUGAUACAAUAUCUGUAUCGACCUGUGUCCAUUUGCCAGUUUACCCUCACGGAGAACUUUAUCUCUGUGUGAAAGGAUUUUGUGAAUCUGGUCUUUCGUCCUUGCAGUGUUCAAUGGCAUGGAUAAAACAGCACCCGAACGAGUUUCCAAAAUCUGUUGUUUACGAUCUAAAUUUGAAAACUUUACCAAUAGAAAAUCUAGAUGAUUAUAGAUUUACAUCUACCAUAGGAUCGGAUAUGAUAAAAACACUUCAUAAACAUGAGAUGGACUUCACAAACAAGAGUUGGUUUCAGCUAGGAGGAUUUACCAUUGGAACUGGACGGAAUCAUGUACAAUGGACCGUAAUGACGGAGAAAAGAGUUCCUACUGAUUGUCUGACAGAUGUUUCUUGUAUUUAUCAGGAAAUCACUAUAGGGGGAUUCGCGCGGUUUCACACUUACUUAGGUUUACGAACGGGCGAAAUUUAUUACUUGUGUGUGAAUGUAACCAAAGGUUGUAGUGACGGAUUUGUGAUCGAUAAUGUUCCACCAUCAUCGGGAAAUGUAAAAGUCCACAAUCAUCAUAACGGUUAUAUAAACUCGAAUUCUACAGUCACUCUUCUGUGGCAUGGCUUUGUUGAUGGAUCACAUUUCAAGGAAUUCCUUUAUCCAUCUGCUAUUGAAAGAUAUGAAAUGGCAAUAGGUACUCAUCUUAACAGUCAAGAUGUUUUGUCCUUUACGCAUUGUGGUUUAUCGGAAUCAUCGGUUCUAACAAAUGUGACACUUACCAACGGAAUGACCUAUUAUUUUUUCAUCAGAGCUUUUGAUCAUGCUGGAAACUACAUCACAUCAUCUUCCGACCCAUAUAUCUUUGAUUCUACCCCUCCAACGACAGGAAUGGUAACCGUGGGGAGUUAUAUCAAAAGCUUAACGAUGGUCAAUCCCGGUAAUCUGAUUGCUCAUUGGUCUGGUAUGGAAGAUAGGGAAAGUGGAAUCGAAAAAUAUGAGCUGGGAAUUAGGUCUUUUAACGAGCAGGUUUCAGCAUAUUAUUCCGUGAACAAAAACACAUAUGCUGAUCUUGAGGACUAUUUUUCAUUCAUUGAUGGUCAUCAAUAUCGUAUAAAUCUAAAGGCAUGGAACAAUGCUGGAUUAUACACCACUGUGUCAUCAGCUCCGUUUAUCUUUGACGCAUCGCCGCCUUUGGUUGGCAUAGUUCGGGAUGGUCCUUUAGAAACUGGGGUUGAUUUGAUGUUCAGUAGUAAUGCCUCAAGCCUAUCAAUACAUUGGACAAAUUUUCAUGACCCCCACUCCAUGAUUUCAAACUACCGUGUCGGCCUUGGAACUGCCUUUAAGAAGACAAACAUAAUACCAAUGACUGAUGUUGGUUUACGAGAAGAAUGGACCUGGUUCAAAAGUUUCAGAACAGGCGUGAAAUAUUUUGCAACCGUCGAAUCAUGUAAUAAAGCAGGUCUCUGCAGUGGUGCAUCUUCUAAUGGUAUCAUCCUUGAUGAUUCACCUCCGAUACCUGGGAGGGUUCUAGUAGGGAGAAACAACGACAGAUAUGUACCUGACAGCAAAACAUUACGUGUGUCAUGGGUAGAUUUUAUCGAAGCAGAAUCGGGAAUUUUACAAUACUUUGUGUGUUUAGGCUCAAAAAAGUUUGUCUGUGAUGUGGAAUCUUGGAAAAAUAGUAGACAUGAAUCUUCAAUUUUACUCUUCAAUUUAAACCUACCACAAAAUCAGACCAUAUAUGCGACCGUUAAAGCAGAGAAUAAAGCUGGGUUGACGUCAUCUGCAUCUUCUGAUGAACUCUUUGUUGAUGUUACACCGCCUAUUGUUGUAUUUCCACCAAACGUCAUCAAAACGAAUUCUCCUAUUGAACUGUAUGAUUCAUCUUUAUUAAAAAUUCAGUGGAAAUUCAAAGAUAAUGAGAGUCCUUUAUCUAAAGGCUUAAUUUCCUUUCGAACAAGUCACAACAGUAAAUUAUUUCUUGAUGACAUUACUUUUUAUGGAGAUGACACAAGGACAAUCUCCCUAGAUACUUCAAAAUGGUUAAGUUCUGGAGACAAAUAUAGAAUAGUUGUGACGUCAUGCAAUGCAGCCAGACUUUGUACCUCGAGUGAGAGCGAUGAGAUAACCAUUGAUUCCACACCACCACUUGUUGGACAUAUUUUAGAUAAUGCCGUAUGGUCCAAUAAUGAUUUGAGUGUAAUGCUUAAAUGGAAAGAUUUCGUGGAUCCAGAAACACAGGUUGUGGCAUAUCAUUUACAUCUUAGCGAAACUCUCUAUGGACGUGAAAUCAGUGGACAAACCAUCAAAGUACCUCAUGAUGGUGGUGUUCAUGAAGAACAAAACGUUACCGUAAAUAUCACUCGAAAAUUGGUUCAGAAUGAGAAAAUUUUGCUAGGUCUGUCAGCCACGAACAAUGUUGGUCUUAAUAGCAAAGCAAGACAUGUAACGUUUUUAGUUCUUCCUACAAAUAAUAAUGUGUCGCAAGGUAGACUACUGAUCGAAAAACAUUCAUGUGAUUCACUGUCUUGCACAAAUGACUGUACAUGUUCAGCUAUUGGCAAGAAAUGCUCAAACAAUAUAGGAAUAAUGCAAUGCAGGGAAUCAAAUUUUACCAUGAAACCUCUUCCCACAUUAUUUCAGAUGGUUUAG